ACUUCAGAGUAUAACCAGGAGAUCUAGAGUCAACGAUCUAGAGAGGAGUAUAGAAAGAAGCGGUUAGAUUUCAACUAGUUCGAUUCCAUUGCUGUUCCAGAAGACAAUCAUGAGCACAGAAGAGCUGAGGAAAGAUGCUGCGGAAUUGCGGGGUUUCAUGGAGACUGCAUCUCGUCAAAGAGUAAAAGACAUCUUAUCAUUAGAACUGCGGAAAAUAGAAACAGAGAUUAUCAAGAAAGAAGAAGCUAAAAGUGCAAGUGCUAAGGAAACGGAUACAGCUAAGCCCACUACAGAGGGACUUAAAGUUAGACAGCCUCGUUCUUUAUCCUACGUUCAAGAGAAAACUUAUGCCUGGGACCAGUCAGACAAGUUUAUGAAAAUUUAUGCCCAGUUGCCAGAUGUCCAGAGUUUACCCAAAGACAAAAUCACCUGUGAUUUUACUUCAAGAUCAUUUAAACUGCAAGUUCAUGAAUUGAAGAAUAAAAACCAUGAGUGGCAUAUAGCACAUCUAAUGGAGGAAAUUGUGCCAGAAGAGAGCUAUUUCAAGGUGAAGACCAACAGUGUUUUAGUGAUGCUGAAGAAAAAGGAAGUGAAGACAUGGCCCUAUGUUACAGAGCGAGAGAAAAAGGCACAGGAUAAUAAAAAACCCAAGGUGGAUGAGAGCAAGGACCCAAAUGAUUCUCUAAUGGACAUGUUGAAGCAGAUGUAUGAGGAUGGCGAUGAUGAAAUGAAGAAGAACAUCAGCAAAGCUUGGAGUGAUUCUCGCAACAAGCAGAGUGUCAUCUAACAAUUAAACUGUCAUUGUCCUGUGUAUCUGAGGCUCAUUAUGACUGUAUUCUGAUAAAAAAGCUUCCAAUGAUUUCACAUCUGCUAUGAAUCGUUGUACCGUUUACUUUGUGAUCAAUUUCUUUUGAUUUAUGGAUUGUGUUUCUGUGAUAAAGUACACCCAGAGAAUUUCAUUUCAUGUUGAAUCAUUUCUCAUUUGAUAAAAGAAACUUGAAAGUCAUUUGAUGUCAUCAGUCCCAAAUGAUUCUAAUAAAUUCAACAUUUUGUACAA
This is a messenger RNA of Ylistrum balloti, 1057 nucleotides long. RefSeq names its product calcyclin-binding protein-like. Gene Ontology annotation, molecular function: tubulin binding; S100 protein binding; ubiquitin protein ligase binding. Gene Ontology annotation, cellular component: nucleus. The transcript is spliced from 6 exons. The record is from RefSeq and is a predicted model, not a curated record. Bases 110 to 787 code for a protein of 225 amino acids. Lineage: Eukaryota; Metazoa; Mollusca; Bivalvia; Pectinida; Pectinidae. Gene Ontology annotation, biological process: heart development.